AUGUCAUCAAGGUUACUUUCUCGCAACACUUCCUCUGUCCUCCGUACUGGUAUCCGUCACUUCGGUGGCCACAAGGAGAUCAAGUUCGGUGUUGAGGGCCGUGCCGCCCUCCUCCGUGGUGUCGACGUCCUCGCUUCCGCUGUCGCCGUUACCCUUGGUCCCAAGGGUCGCAACGUUCUGAUCGAGCAGAGCUUCGGUUCCCCUAAGAUCACCAAGGAUGGUGUUACUGUCGCCAAGGCCGUUACCUUGAAGGACAAGUUCGAGAACUUGGGUGCUCGUCUCGUCCAGGACGUCGCUAACAAGACCAACGAGACCGCCGGUGACGGUACUACUACCGCCACUGUCCUCACUCGUGCCAUCUUCACCGAGUCCGUCAAGAACGUCGCCGCUGGUUGCAACCCCAUGGACCUCCGUCGCGGUGCCCAGGCUGCCGUUGAGGCCGUCGUUAAGUUCCUACAGGAGAACAAGCGCGACAUCACCACUUCCGAGGAGAUCGCUCAGGUCGCCACUAUCUCCGCCAACUCUGACGCCCACGUCGGUCGCAUGAUUGCCAACGCCAUGGAGAAGGUUGGCAAGGAGGGUGUUAUCACUGUCAAGGAGGGAAAAACUGUCAACGACGAGCUUGAGAUUACUGAGGGUAUGCGCUUCGACCGCGGUUUCAUCUCUCCUUACUUCGUCACCGAUGUCAAGACGCAGAAGAUCGAGUUCGAGAAGCCUCUUAUCCUCCUUUCCGAUAAGAAGAUCUCCGCUCUUCAGGACAUCCUUCCCUCCCUUGAGAUCUCUGCUCAGCAGCGUCGUCCUUUGGUCAUCAUCGCUGAGGAUAUUGACGGUGAGGCCCUUGCUGCCUGUAUCUUGAACAAGCUCCGUGGCCAGCUUCAGGUCGCUGCCGUCAAGGCCCCUGGCUUCGGUGACAACCGCAAGUCUAUCCUCGCUGACAUUGGCGUCCUUACUGGUGGUACUGUCUUCUCUGAAGAGGUGGACGUCAAGCUCGAGCGUGCUACCCCUGAGAUGUUCGGUACUACCGGAUCUAUCACCAUCACCAAGGAGGACACUAUCCUCCUCAACGGUGAGGGUAACAAGGACGCCGUAUCCCAGCGCUGCGAGCAGAUCCGCAGCAUGAUGGCCGACUCUGCUACCUCUGAGUACGAGAAGGAGAAGCUCCAGGAGCGUCUCGCUAAGUUGUCCGGUGGUGUCGCCGUCAUCAAGGUCGGUGGUUCCUCCGAGGUUGAGGUCGGUGAGAAGAAGGACCGUUUCGUCGAUGCCUUGAACGCUACCCGUGCCGCUGUUGAGGACGGUAUCCUCCCUGGUGGUGGAACUGCUCUCCUUAAGGCUUCCCGUGUUCUCGGUGACCUCAAGAUGCAGAACUUCGACCAGCAGCUCGGUGUCAAGAUCAUCCAGGAGGCUAUCAAGAAGCCUGCUCGUGUGAUCGUCGAGAACGCUGGUGAGGAGGGCUCCGUUGUCGUUGGCAAGUUGAUCGGCGAGUACGGUGAGGACUUCAACCGUGGUUACGACUCUGCCAAGGGUGAGUACGUUGACAUGAUUGAGGCCGGUAUCCUCGACCCCUUCAAGGUUACCCGCACCGGUCUUACUGAUGCCGUCGGUGUUGCUUCCUUGUUGUCCACUUCCGAGUGCAUCAUCGUUGACGCACCAGAGGAGAACAAGUCUGCUGCUCCUGCUAUGGGCGGUAUGGGAGGUAUGGGUGGUAUGGGCGGCAUGGGUGGCUUCUAA
This is a messenger RNA of Saitoella complicata NRRL Y-17804, 1728 nucleotides long. Its product is annotated as chaperonin GroL. The coding region runs from base 1 to 1728 and encodes 575 amino acids. Lineage: Eukaryota; Fungi; Ascomycota; Saitoellomycetes; Saitoellales; Saitoellaceae. The transcript is spliced from 2 exons. The record is from RefSeq and is a predicted model, not a curated record. Gene Ontology annotation, molecular function: protein-folding chaperone binding; ATP-dependent protein folding chaperone; ATP binding. Gene Ontology annotation, biological process: protein refolding; protein import into mitochondrial intermembrane space; mitochondrial unfolded protein response. Gene Ontology annotation, cellular component: mitochondrial inner membrane; mitochondrial matrix.